Molecule: messenger RNA, 5470 nt
Organism: Rhea pennata
Lineage: Eukaryota; Metazoa; Chordata; Aves; Rheiformes; Rheidae
Gene: PLEKHO2
Product: pleckstrin homology domain containing O2
Exons: 6
Coding region: 223-1944 (573 amino acids)
Biological process (GO): macrophage apoptotic process
Source: RefSeq, a predicted model, not a curated record
CGCGCUCGCAGCGCCGGAGCCGCCGGAAACCCAGCGCUGCUGCUGCUCCUGCUCCUGCUGCUCCCAGCGAAGUUGGUGCGGAGCGAGAGCCGCGGGGCCCGGCCCGGCUCGGCUCGGCUCGGCUCGGCUCGGCAUGUCCGCCCGCCCGGAGCCGCGCCGGCGACGGCGGAGCCCCUGAGCGGCAGCGGCGAGGAGCGCCCGGCAGGACUGGCCCGGCUCGCCAUGGAGCAAGAUACAAAGGAGGAUGUCGCUGAGAAACCAAAACCUGCUCCAACCGCAGAGAAAUUUGGCUGGAUUAAGAAAAGCAGUGGGGGACUCUUGGGAUUGUGGAAGGAUCGUUACAUCCAGCUACGCAAAACACAGCUAGUGGUCUACGAAGAUGAGGAUGAACAGAAAUGCAUAGAAACAGUGGAACUGGAGAGUUACGACAAGUGCCAGGAGCUGCGUGCACUACUGAAAAAGAAAAACCGUUUCAUUUUAAUCCGCUCCCCGGGUAAGAAGGUUCAUGAUAUCAAAUUUCAAGCUCCAACUUCGGAAGAAAAGGAAUCAUGGAUAAAAGCUCUUAAUGAAGGGAUCAAUAGAGGCAAAAACAAAAUAUUUGAUGAGGUGAAAGUAGACGAGAGCCUUUCCUUGGACCACGUGACUCGGGACAGAGUGAGAAUGACCCAAGGACGCAGGCCACCCACGAGAAGCCACCUCAAGGAGGCUGCCAAGUUGAAAUCAGAUGGUAUCCUCAGACUGGAUCUGGAUAUAGUGGACAACGGACCACCGAACUUCGACUCUACUAUCAGUGAAAGUGACAAUUCCCAACCUCAGAAGGAAACUCCAAAGCCACCUAUGCCACCUACAAAACCCACCGGCACAAAAGAAAAACAAGAUGCAGAAGAUAACACUGCUGAUCAGGAACAUAAAAAACCUUUGUCCCCUCCAUUGCCCCCAGAUAAGAAGCUUAAGGAAAGUAUAGUAUCAAAGGACAGUGUAAAUGCCAUGGAAGAGGAUCCUGUAAGCAGAGAGGAGAAUGUGGAAGGAUCCAAAGCACCGAAUGAGGAGAACAGAGAGACCCUCACAGAGGUCAGCAACAAGAGCAUAGUAAAAGCUCCAAUUCUUAUUCCUAAGGGCAUGCCAGACAAGUUAAAAGUAACUUGGGACCAACCAGACCUUGAGCCUAAAAACACAGAAGAUUUGAAAUCAUCAGGAGAUGGUAGCAAAGAGAAUCUUGUGGAGAUUGCCACAGUAGAUGUUACAAAACCCCUUGUUCCUCCUAAGGUUCUGUCAGAAAAAUUUCUAGCCACUGUAAAUUCCAGCCAAGGUGACCCGGAAGCUGAGGAUUUGGAAGAACUGGAGUCUCACAGUUCCAGUCCCCCUGUGAAUGGGAUCAAAGACAGUGAAGUAGCAGAGUCCACAUUCCCAAAAGCUGAAACUGAAGAAGGAAAUGAGAGAACCUCUGAAGAGAAGGAACAGCAAACAUUAGCAGAACAGAGAGAGACUUCCUUAGCUACAGAAAUAGGCCAUGAGAGUUUAAAAGUGACUAUUGAGAAGAAAACAUCUGUAGAAAGCACUUCAGCUCUCAAACUUCGCAGUUCUUCUCUGGGAGACUUGCUGUCUGAUUCCAAAACUACACAGAAUGCACUUACAGGCCAAGGUUUCCCCAGGGUUUCCCAUCACUGCAUAGCUAAAAUGGAGGAGAAGGUUGCUAAUGAAAGGGAAAAGACAGAAAAACUUCUGCAGAAAGUUUUACGUGGAGGGUUGGAACAGGCCCAGGAGGGGAACGGACCCCCAGUGAUGGCAGAAACAUUACUCAAUGAGGCAGUAGAACAACUUCGGCAAGCUACGCAAGUCUUACAAGAAAUUAAAGAUUUUGGAGAACUGAAAAAAGAAGCAACAGAGAAACAGAAAGGAAAGCAAAAGUCUCUAGUGACUCUUUAUAGGAGAAGUGCUCCCUGACACGUUCUUCAAAGAGAUUUCUUCCUUAAAAUCAGAGCUAAACAUUUGCCAUUUAUGAUUUGUACCUUUGUGAGGCCAGUUUUAAAAGGUGGUGUUUUGCUGUGCACACACCAUGUUUUGGGGACAGAAUUGAGCUUUCAGUUAUAGCAUCUUUCUCUCUUUCUUCAUCCUAGCCCAGUUCUAAUCCUCUUAGCACAGUAGAAGGUUACAGGACAUUGAGCAGUUAUGAAAAUGUGAAUGUUCUUUAAGGACUUGGUCCAAAGUCUUUUCAUGCCAAUGGAUCAGGACUUAAAAAUCACUGGUAAUUUAACUGAGUUAGAUUUUUGAAAGGAGCAGAAAAUGGCUAUUUUAGCAAAAGCCCUUAUUUAUCUGUAUUUACAGAUAUGCCAAUACCCAGAUUACACUAGCAUCCCUAUAGUUUUGCCAGUUAAAUCAUUAAAGGAGAAACAUAGUCGGAGAAAAUUUUGCUAGUUUGUUCGCUUGCUGGCAAGGUUUCCUGCACCACCUGGAGCAGUGGCAUCUGGGAAUGUAAAGAUAAAUGGUUUAAUCUUCUCCAAAGCUACUCACAAAACCACAUCCACAGUUAAAAAGUGACCUCACACAGAGGCAAACAACACUGGCCAGCUCCUGACUGCAAGCAGCGUUAACAGAUCUAGAGCAGCUGUACAAAGACACUUAUCUGAUUCUGGCUGUGCAGAGCUCUAGGUGUUCGCUAAGCACUGUGUAAGUGAACGAAAGUCUCAGUGCAUCAUUGCCAGGCAAGUAUUAAUUGUUUCCAUUUCAUUAAAAGGGAACAGAGGCAAAGAUGCAGAGCAGGUUACAUUUAGCCUCAGGGGUAGUACGUUAUAGCAGUGCAACACAUCUGCUUUUAAAGAACAUAACUAUCUGAUGAGUUCCCUCGUUAGCCAGCUGUUUGGAGAGCCUGUGUCCAGGAGAUCCCAGGGAUCUUCCUAGGAGAGCCUGCCAUUAAGAAGCUCGUUCUUUAAGGAUGCUUGUUGCUUAGCUGUAGGCUCUCUCUCUGCAUUGCCUUGGGAUGUUAACUGACAGGAGCGUGCAUAUCAGUCAGGAAGGCUGGACAAAAUCCACCCUUCUGUUAUUUUAAGAGUUUUCUACCUGCUGUGUCCUGGCUAGCUUGAGAGCCGUGGUUUGGCACAGACAUCUGUAAUUUGAACAACUGUUUAAAUGCUGAGUACAUGGAAGGAAAGGCAUUUUGCACACGCAGUUUUGGGGCUGGGCCCGGUGGCUCAAGUGCAUUGAAAUAAAAAGGCAUUCACUAUGCAAGGGUCUGAGAAGGAACUGCAAAAGGCUCUGGCAUAAUUCCCACAGCUCUUUGCCUACCUGCUGAAAGCAGGCACAGUUCCCUUGGUAUCAAGCGAUGAUAAAAUCCUGUCUUUGCACUCCUGCUGUAUAGCCCUGUGCCUGAGCUGGUUCCCCUGCCCCAUUCUUAACAGCAUUUGCUCUGAGGAGAGGCAUACGACAUCCUCAAGGGGACUUGAGAUUCAGGGAGUACAGAAAAGGCUGAUCUUUCCAGCCUGGUUUUAAGGAGUGACACUUUAUCUAUGCUCUUUCCUCUCAUUUGCCAGAACUGCACUCUUAGCUGACCAGAUAGUUUUUCUUCUGUUCUUCUUUUCAUGAUUUUGCAGGUUCCACAAGGCUGCUGGGGGCUGCAUACACCUCCCAUAGCAGCAGCUCAGUAAAGCUUCAUCUGAGCCUCGCUGAGACUAGGUAAUGGGCACUUCAGUUCUGAGCACAGCAGUGUUGUCUUGGUGCUUGCAGAUGUUCUUGGUUUGCACCACCCAGAGCCAUCAAGACAGGUAGUUACUAGAACUGAUGCUUCCACUUCUUUUGAUUAGAACAGCCUGGAUUUCAGUGGUCUGUCCUCCUCAAGCCAGCCAUAGAUACUGCAUGGAAAAUCACUUGUUGUUCUCUCACAUGGAAAGUUCUGUGCAGCCAAACACUCAGAGCUCAGGUGCCAAAAAGCUUUGCUUUGGAGACAAAAAGAUUCCUAAGUCCUGAGCCACUCCCAGGCAUGUAGCCCAAGAGCAAACUCUGGAUAUGUGCAAUUUGCUGCUAUAGAUUCAAUGUGAACCAAGGGUCUUGCUCAGGUUUCAGAUAUAUUUUAGGGCGAGGGCUAAUUAAAAAGAGACAACAUUCAGUGCCUAUCUGCUAUCUAAAUAUAUUUUUCUGGAUAAGCACUUUACCGAAUGCUGUGUGAUAUGAACGUGAGUUGUCAGAACCUGGUGUGCACUGGAAGUUUAGGGACAUCAGCUUCAAAGAGCAGGCGAGCUUUUGCAAGACAUAGUUGUAUAACAAGAGAUAAACUAGAUUGGGAAAAACAGGUCAUGCCAAUAGGAAGACACACAAACCAGGGCAAAUCCCAGGUACAAGUUCAUAUCUCAAAGUUGAAGCCAAUCCUAAACUUGAGGACGGUCAAAUCAAAGCCUGGAACUGAAAAUCCUUGCGAAUGGAAAUAGCUCAUGGGAUAACUUAGUCCCAUAAUGUACACAGACACCUCUGCUCUCAGAGGUGUUUUUUCAUGGCAGUGUGUUCUGUCGAUAUUUAUCUGGCAAAUGAAAACACUGAAACAUCCCUAUCUGUUACAGCCAAAACUACAGGAUGCACUUAUAUUUACUGUAUAUUUUUAUAUAAUAUUGAAUAUCCUAAUGAAAAAUGAAAGAGUACCUGACAUUUUACUGAAUACCCCUCAGUAGGAAUCUUAACAGAAAAAAAUAUAUAUAUACCUAUAAGGAAAUGGGUAAGUUAAAUCAUUUUACACGCUACAGCUAAAUACUGUAUUUGCUGUACUAACAGAACCUACCAGAUUGUAUUAUGUCUUGUAAAUAAGUAUAACUUAAAUGGAAUUGCCAUAGCACCCAGUAACUGAACUGCUGAAAACGUUACGUUAGAGACUCUGUUUUCAUUUUUUUUCCCUAAUAAGGUUAGCAGCUUCAUCCUAAAAUAUCUAGCCCAGCUGUAAGCCUGAUUCACCUGGACUUUACAGGAAACAAUGCACUGUGUUCCUUCUGCAGUUUUCCCCCUUAUUAUUCUCAUUUUGGUCAUGAGCCAGUCUCUGCCUAUGGCACGAAGGUGGGUUAUUCUGUGACUGCCUUCUAGAGUUUCUUAUGUGCUGUGCUGAAACAGCAGUGCUGGCUGCAGUCAGAGAUGGGAUUCUGGUCUAGAAAGCCUUUGCUCUGACCUCAUACAGCAACUCCAUCUUCAGUGUACAUCCUGCCACCAUGCACUUUUUUCCCCUUCCCUUUUAACUUACUCAUCUAAUUCCUGGAUGCACUAAGGCUGCUUUCUUGUGCCUAAAAUCCCUCUGGGCAUGGAAAGAUGGCGUGUAAUUCUGUGUUUCAGGCUAUGCCACCAGGUUAUACAUUUGUGACAGGAAGGAAGUGAGCUUGCAAGCAAGCAAACGUGGCCAACGAUCUGAAAAGCAGCUGCUGUGACCGUGGAAAGGCAGCACUUUGUCUCCUGCUUGUAAAGAGCUUUAAGAUUUGGCAAUAAACCCCCCUUUUAAACAUCA